AUCGAAUAGUCGAAAAAUAUUUGAACUUUCUUAGGAAACCAAACCAACAAAACAAAAAGGAAAACGAGAUAAUGGUGUUACCUUGGAGAUCAAGAGGAGGAGUAGCAAAGAGACGUAAUCAAUUGAUUUCCGGCGAUAUCUCCGUCGUGGAAACCAAGAUUCCAGUUCAACUCCGAUCGCCAUCAAGGAUAGAGCGGAUUCAGUCACCGCGCGUGCUGUUGACGCCGCGUGAUGCGGUGGAGAUAAGUCGGAGAUUGCAAAACGCAGCGGCGCGUGAGGAGUAUGCCGAGUGUUUGGAGAUUGUGAGCAAAAUCAAGAACUUGGGAAGAGGAGGGGACACGAACAAGAAGUGUUUGGUCCAAAACGGAAGCGUUUUGGCUUUGUCUUCUUGUUUUGAAAGAUUCGCGGCGGCGCGUGAUGGACACAUGCGUUUAUUGGAGGAAAUCUUGUUUGUUCUAUCAUCUUGGUUGCCUCUGAAUCGAUCAGAAGGUUUCAACAAGAUGGGAUCAACGGCUUCUCUUAACUGUCUCGUACGGUUCUUGAACGGUAAGGACGCUAAAACGAGACAAAACGCUGCGUUUUGCAUCAGAGAGGUUAUUGCAGUAGACAAGAGGUAUGUGUACGCGUUAACAGAUGUGGAAGGAGCUUGUGAAGGAUUAGUUAAGAUCAUCAGAGACUCUGUUUCGACUAGCUCCACGAAAGCAUCUUUAAUGGUGAUUUAUAGAGCGAUUUCUUCUAACGACAAGAUCACUGAAAAAUUUGUGAAACUGGGUUUGGUUGAGUUGAUCACAGAGAUGAUGGUGAACAAUGCCGAAAAGAGCGUUUGCGAGAGAUCUCUAGUUGUUUUAAACGCUACAUGCGAUAACGAGCAAGGCAAAGAAGAUGUUCUUAGAAACGCUUUGAUCGUUCCUCUUCUGGUGAAGAAGAUUCUUAGAGUUUCGGAUCUCGCGACACAAUGUUCGGUUUCGAUACUUUGGAAGCUAUGGAAGAAUAAGAAAGACGGAGAAUGUGAUGAUCGUUUGUUAGUUGAAGCUCUUCAAGUUGGUGCCUUUGAGAAACUCUUAGUGCUCUUACAAGUCGGGUGCGAGGAUAAGACGAAGGAGAAAGCGAGCGAGCUCUUGCGGAAUUUAAACCGUUGUAGAAACGAGAUCGAGAAGACAAAUUGUGUCGAUUCUUCAAUGCAUUUGAAGAAUGUGAAGAAAUCAUUUUAGUCAAACAAACAAAACACACUAUUAUUCUUUGUAAUUACUCUGUUUCUAAAUAAACUGAUUUUUUGAA
Messenger RNA from Arabidopsis thaliana (thale cress), 1278 nucleotides. RefSeq names its product ARM repeat superfamily protein. Gene Ontology annotation, biological process: protein ubiquitination. The transcript has a single exon. Gene Ontology annotation, molecular function: ubiquitin protein ligase activity; ubiquitin-protein transferase activity. The record is from RefSeq and is marked reviewed. The coding region runs from base 72 to 1211 and encodes 379 amino acids. NCBI's taxonomy places the organism in Eukaryota, Viridiplantae, Streptophyta, Magnoliopsida, Brassicales, Brassicaceae.